AUGCCGAAUAAGAAGAAAAAUAACGCUGCCAGAAAUGCUUUUUACUUUUUUAUGGUAUCUCUUAAACCCCAGCUUGAAAGGCAAGGUGUUGUUUUAGAAAAUGGGAUGCAAUCUUUAGCAGAAAUUGCUGGCCCUCGAUGGAAGGUAUUGUGUUUACAACAUUCUUUUCUCGAGGCUACGUGAGGUCAUUGAAAUUUUUUAUAUUUCAACCUUAACUUUACAAAGAGAGUUUAUGAUAAAAUAUGGACUAUAACCAUAUGCUGUUAUUUCAAAUUUACCCCAGUAUAUCUGCCCUCUUCUAUUCUCAAAGUAGUAAGUAUUUCUUUUUCAGAACGAGAAGAAUAUCACAGGAAGGGGCCAUCUUGAAAAACAAGAACCUUUGUUUUCAAUUUCCGUUCGGUCGUUCCGUGACACAUUGGUCUUUUCACUAAAGAAAAUAAGUUUGUGAAUCCGGCAGAAGUGCUUUUUUCUUUAACUAUUCUAGGGCUACCUGGAAUCGAGGACAUUUUGGUACAAACUUAACUGCAACCAUUGUUUCAGAGCUUUUUUCACAGCUUUGAGUUGCAGAUGAGCAAACAAUCGACAUGUGUUCACCAAUUUGUUAUGCCCUUGAGUGAAGCCACGGAAGCUUUCUGGUGAUUGUGCUUUCUACUUCAAUAAUUUCAUAAAAUAAUACAGUUUUUUUUUUUAUAUUUACUCUUUUGUGCUCAGUCAAUUACUAAUACUGCUUUUUUUAAAGGGAACCUCCACUCUUACUACAGAAUAAGUUUAAAUCGAAUAAAAUUAUGUCGAUAAACAAAUUUGUUCGAAAUUUGUCUUAAAAAAAGUGUUUAUAUCAGGAAAAGUGAAUUUUAAAAUCGCUUAUUUUCACUUUCAAAUUUCGCGGGCGCCGCCAUCUUGACUAAUUGUGACGUGUAAUGGUUGCUCUGUUGUUCUGACACAAAGAGCUUUUGUUUAAUAACAAUAGGGCAACCAUUACACAUCACAAUUAUUCAAGAUGGCAACGCCCGCAAAAUUUGAAAACAAAAAUAGGCGAAUCUAAAAGUUAUUUCUUUCGGAUACAAACGCUUUCUUUAAAAAUAUUUUAGAUUGACUUGACUGUAACAUUUAUUUCCUGUGAUUUAAAGUUAUCUUUUUGUUGAAGUGGAGGUUCCCUUUAAUGAAAUGUUUUCAGGAAUUACCAGAGCAUGAAAAAGAAGUCUACCAGGAAAUGGCACGCCAGGAAAAAGCAAAUAAGAAGUAUCAUCCAGUGAGAAAUGACCGGAUGGACUGCACUGGAGAAUAUAUUUCAGUAUGUUAAUACAGCACAGCCUACAUCGCUCAUCAUUUUCACUUUAAUAUUCAUAGAUCAGAUCCUAAAUCAGAAUUUUAAAAUAAAACAAUCAUAUUUUGUGGAGUAGUGAAAAACAAAUGUGCCCGGGGGAGGGGGGGGGUACUUUAGGAAUUUCUGGAUGGGGAUGUGCCGCUUAGACCCUGGAACUCUUAACCUAAACCAGAGGUAGUUCAGCUGAAUUUUGCUACCCUAUACUAGAGUAAACUCCCCAAAAUCCCCCUAUCCUAGAGUAGCUGUUUCCCUAGUCUAGAUAAAAUCUUCAACCAACUGAUCAGUUUUCUGAAAAAUGAUACCCUAUUCUAGACCCAAACGCUCUGAUUUAUAUACCCUAUCCUAGAGUAAACUGCUUGAAAGCCAUACCCUUCACAGCAGCACAUACCUAUAUAGCCCAUAUAUGGCAGUACCCCCCCCCCCUCCUCCCGGGCAAAUGUGUAAGUGCAGUCGCAGAACAUUUAUCAGAAUGGUUUGUACUUUCUUGGUGUUGUGGGUGGGUGCAGUCACCAAUUAAUGACACAAUACAAAGAUUGAAAAAACACUCAACACAGGGGUCGCACACACCUUGAAAGUCAUUGAAAGUCCUUGAAUUUUAGAAAAAUGAAGGCCUAGAAAGUCCUUGAAUUUUGGUGCUAACUUUAUCCGACCGGAAUUCUCAAGUGCCUGACAAGAGCAAACAUAGAAAGACCUUCAGGAUUAAAUUGCUCAUGUUGUGGAAGAACUGAAAAAAGCCAUAGACUCAAGACUCUUUUUUGCACAGCUGAAUGGAGUCCUUGAAAAAUGGGAAAUGUGUCCUUAAAAGUCCUUGAAUUUUUUGUUCAAAAAAGGGUACAAAACCUGUUAACAAUACCCACGUCUCAAAACAAAAGUGAACCAACGAUGGUUUCUGCAACACCAAGAAACACCAGAAUGGUUGUACUUGAAGAAUUGAGGAUUAGAGUAAACAAAACAACCUCUCCACCUGCAUUAUGGGCAAAAUUUGGACAGACAUAAGUUGAUAGUUAACUUUAUCCUUAGUUUCAUUGUUAUUUUCCAUUUUUUGUGACAUGUGUUUAAGAUAAUGACAAAAACAAAAAAGUGAAAAUUUGAAAAACAGUAAUUUAUUGGAUAGCCUGAAACUCAGCUUUCUGCUCUAGCGCUGACACAAAACAAAAAAAGGAAAAUUUGAAAAAUAAUAAUUUAUUGGAUAGCCUAUAUCUAGAAUUCAUUCUCUUUCAGGCUGGAAAUUUUGGACCACUCAAAUACAUAUAAACCUUCUGAAAGCCUAGGUCCUAUUAAUUACCAAGUUUAAUUGAAUUUAUAAGGGUCCCUGCAAAAACUUCUCCUGCCCCAUUUAUUUAGUCUUUGAAGGGAACGGUAGUGAUGAUAUUUAAUUUUAUCAAACCAUAUGUUCUGGUUGCUAGAUUCGUAAUUAGGCCCUUAGUGACUCCUGAUCUAAUAUCAAAUUCUUCCUUUGAUUCAAAAGUGCAUACAGUAGAAAUGGAAGGAUAAUCUAGCCAUUAAUCAGGCAUAAUAAUAUUAAUGUUCCAGACAUUUCACCUUGAGAGUGAAGUAAAGUAUUAUUAAUAAUUUUAAAUUUUUUUGUUGAAUUGUCAUUCCAGAAACGUGUAGAUACUGUGAGUCUUAAUGACAAGCGGCGCAAGGAAGAACGUGAAGAAGUAAAGCGGCAGUGGACUCCUGGGAGAGGUAGUGUGUCUUCUUUCGAGUUUUCAUGUACAUAAAAACAUAAGAUAUUGAUUGGCUGUGUAAUACUCCUAACAUUGUAAACCCUUUAAACCCUAAGAUCAAAAUUUGAAUUCUCUUUUGUUGCCCCUGGGGAGAAGUUGAUGAAAUAUAAAGCAAAUUCAUUUUUGUGAUCAUGUCCAUAAUUCUCAUGACCACUCUGUUUUACAAAGCAUUGUCAUUACAAGGUGAAAUUUGAUGUUGAUCACUCUUAGGGCUUAGGGUUAAUGUGCGAAUGAGGCCUUGUUAGGGUUAAUUUCUGAUAUACGACAUGGCCCCGGGAAAGAAAAAACAUGGGGCUUCUUUGAAGGUGCAGUUGAGUGAAAAGACUGGCUUGACUAACAAAAAGCCUGCUUAGCUUUUCCUUUGCUACAUCCCUGUCAUUGUGUAAGAAUAUCAUACCUUACCUCAUAGGGGAUAACUAUAAUACCCAGGGAAGGGGGUACUCCUAGGAAUUCUUGGUAGGGGUGUACUACCCAGUUCUUCAAAUCCUGACCCUAUUUCAGACCAAACAAUGUCAUUUUCCACACCCAUGUUCAGACAAGGCCCCUAAAAUCCAUACCCAUUUUCAGACUCGGUAUCUAAGACAUUAUGUCAUUAUUCCUAAGAUCAGAAUGCCAAAUAAUCCUCUUCGAAUUCAUAUAUUACUCUUUCUUUCUCAAUAUUCAUUUGGAACUGAAACAACAGACACACUUAUACACUCCCAUAGAUCUCUCAAAAACCAUUCCUAGUUCCAGACCAAAAUGAGCAAAAUGUAUACCCAUUUUCAGACCAAAACAGUGCAAAAACCCUACCCUUUGGGGUGGCGCAUACCUAUAUGGCUUAUAUAACGGUGUACCUCCCUGCCUCAGGCUAUAACAACGUGUUUAAUCUGGAGCUUGUCCAUCUUUUACAGCUGUCUGUGAUGAGAAAUUCUACAUGGUUGGGUUCAUGUCUUAUUAUGAUAUUCCCAAUGAAGGCUACCUUCCAUGCGAGCUUGGUGCUGUGGAAUAUUCUCUUAAUGGAGGCAUCCUACGCAGGCUACAUUUCUUUCUGCCACCAGGUUAGUUGUUGUUAUUAUUAUUAUUAUUAUUAUUUGAUAAAACACAGGGUCUUCCCCAGAAGUCCAGUCAAGUCUCAGUCAGGAUGAUGAUGACGAUGCUGAUGAUGAUGAUAAUGAUGAUGAUGAUUUUUUCGAAUUAUUGCUUAUCUGUACCAAUAGACUUUCAGGGUUUUUUUUCUUUGUACAAGCAGAUUAGCUUGGCUUUUUUUUAACUCAAACCUUAAUUAAAAUAAUAAUAAAAGCAGGUUGUUGAAGUAAAUUGAUACCAUCCUGAAAUGGUAGAACUGUGCUACAUAUCACCAAAAUUAACUGAGAAAGCUAAAAGACCCAAAAUCGUUUUUUGUAUUAUUGUCUUUAGCAACUAAAGGAAGUGAUUCCACUUUCUUUUCGCCAAGCUUUUGUCAUACAAGGAGGCAACAUUAGGUUAAAUUUGAGAAUAAACUUAUAAAGUCAUUAUUUUUCAUUUCUUAAUUUGCACCACACUAUUAUUCUUUAUUUAACUUGUGGUACUGCAUAAACCGUACUAGAUAUUUAUUUGAAAGACUAAUUUCUUUUUCCAUUAUCUCCUGUAGGGGAAAUAAAAAUGGGUUUACGAUAUGCAGCCAUGAGUACAAGUAAGUCCUAUAGUAUAAUUCUAUUCAGAAACUAUCACAGUGCUGAGGAGUCAAACUUUGCCACAGUUGCCACUUUGGAAACAGCGGUAAGCCCCAGGGGUACCCCCACAGAUAGGCUAGAUAGGUAUAUGCUGCGCAAUGGGGUGCAUGGUUUCUGAGGUUCUCCAUUCUUAAAUAGGGGUAUCAAUUUUGCCCUUGUUGGCAUUGUGUUCCUGAUGUGAUCCCUAGAUGGGGUACCAUUAUGAUACCAGCUAAAUAUAAAAUUCAAGUUCUUGAAUGCCUAGCUACAUGAGAAACAAAUCAUCUGUUAAAACUCAACUUUACCUUUAGGCUGGUGGAUUUUUGUGUUUCAUUGAAAUUUCAGGUCUUCUCUUUCCCUUAAACUGGGUGUCAUUUUUUAGGUUCUGGCCUUAAAUACAGUAUCAGCUUUUGUUUGUCUCAUCUUGAAAUAGGGUCAAGAUUAAAGACCCUGGCCAGCACACACCUAUCCAAAAUUUAUUGCAGUUCAGUAUCCCUCUCCCAGUUGAUAAUUGGUCAUUUAAGGUAUGUAGGGGAAAAAUGUGACACCAAAUUCUAGUGACCCAUUCCAGGCAUUCAGAUAGUUAAACACCAGUGAAAAAUUGACAAGGGAAAAAUAUUAAGGGAGACUAGAGUAAAGAAGUCUACCCUCAUACGUACACAUGUUGUUACUGUAGCUUGUCAGGAGCAUUGUAUGCAAUGAGGGUCUAGGACUUCAGUGGUAAUUUGACAUUUUCUGUUUGUUAGGUGAAAGGACCCACCAAAUACCCAUUGAGGGUUUGGCAAAGAAGGAAGACACCUUUCGGAAGAUCUGGCUUGAACUCUUACGAUUUGUUAAUCCAGAACAAACAGCCAUUUUCCCUCCUGUGUACUGCCGGGUAAGCUGAUGAACAUGUAAAAUUUUUGUUUUACCUUUCCCGCCAGAGUUGUAUUUAAAAAGCAAAACGAAAAUAGAGCCUGAUCUCGGUUAACCCUGUCACUGCCAGUGUUCUUGAUUUUUAAGGCGUCUCUAACUUUUGAGUCUAUGGACGAAAUCCUAAGAUGUGAUCGUUCAAAUCAAACCUCUCUGCCUGUGAAAUUUGGAUAUUUGGUUGAAAUUUGCUUUUGACUUGUUUUAGCAACAAAAGGGUUAAAUUUCUGAGCCCCUGUUAGGGUUAAAAAUUCUGACAAGCGACAUGGCCCUGAAACAGCAACAUAGGACAUCGGAAAUAACCACAAACGACAUGACGAUGGGUUAAAUACCGACAGGGAUGGAGAAAAGCACAAAUACAAUAGCAUAAUACUGACAGCGACAUCGUUUCCUCCUCAAUACACAAACAACAAGUAUGUCAGACUAAGAACGUAUGUAAACCCCCUAAGAGGGCAUUGUUACUGGUACAUUUUGCUUUUCUUCAUAACUAAUAAACUUUUGUGUGUGUUCCUCUUAGAUUUCAGAAACGAAGCAGACAGAGUACUGUCUGCAUUAUUUGGCAAGAAAGGCAGGUAGGUUGAGAGAAAAAGCCAUCUUAAAUGUGCAUCAUACGUCAUAAGACAGUCUUUUUAUAUUUGUGUCAUACAGCCUGAUUCCUCUUUAAGUAGAUCUGUAAAAUCAAGCCCAAUUAUAAAAAGUUCAGGAAACAGUUCACUCACAGAUCUGUUUAGAAGAUGCCCCAUUCUGAUAGCUGUUAAUAAUAAUAAUGGCUUUGCCAUGGGAGGCAUAUAUCACUCUAUUAAGGUAGAGAACAGUCACUUGUUUGCCUUGACAUGCACCAAUAAUCAUGUUACAUCUUCGAUGAAAGUGGUAGCUCGUUUGAUGUGGAAAAAAAAGCUAGAAAAGUCUAAGAGGAAAUAUUGAAGACCUCUAAAAGUAAAGCUAGCUAGCUAAUUUUACUUGUACAUAUUAAUUUUGUGCACAGCUCAUUAGAGUACAGGAAUUAAUUGAAACUAGACAACAUACUUAGAGUCAGCACAUGUUUAAGUAACAUGAUUCUUGAGGAUAUUGUUACAACUGAUUCUGAUUAUAGAGAUGCCCAAUAAACUGAAGAAGGUGUAUGAGCUGGAAGGUUUGGUGUGUGAUCUACACGCCCACUUCACUGCUGAGUCAGGAAGUAUGAUGGGGAUAUCGAAAUCCAAGGCAACAGAGCUCAUAUCCAGUACCAUUUUUGAUUAUGAACCGAAUUCACGGUAUGUGACGAAUCAUUCUGUGUUAAUGGUCGCCAACACCAAAAAUUCUAAUCUAAAUCCUAAUCUUAUUUUGUGGUCACACUAUACAAUUUUGUCUUUCGGUUUUUUUUUAAUUUUACAGGACACAGAAAACUAUAAAUGUACAGAUGGAAGUUAUAUAACAGAGUAUUGUCUUGUUUCAAAGCAUGUUUGCUCAAGAUUGUUUCUAAGUACUUGGGAUUGGUUGGUCAUCACUAAAAACAAGUGCCUGUGACAAGGCUUUUGCUUUUUACUAAAAAAAAAUAAUACUAUAACACACAAUAACAAAAUGACAAACCCACCAGAUAGUUCAACCAUUUCUGAUGUGACACCAACUGACCCAGUCCCCAAGCACGUUGUCAUCUUGGAAGGUUGUAGACUGUUCACAGUCCUCUAUUUUCCCGUAAGAUCAUUUUCUUUUUUUUUCAGAUGUGAUUGGCAUGAGAAACAUGAGGUUAAAUUCUGUGCAUUGGGAACCGUUCAGCGUUACUGGUGAGAAAAAAGUUUUUGUUUUUUUUCUGGUAUACGUAUAAAAUAAUACCCCAGAGUGAUGCCCAUACAUUUCCUUAACCCAUCUGCUCGCCCUGGAAGAGCACAUAAUUUUGCUUUCGGCACAUACCUGAACUUCAAAAGCUAAUAUUUUUCAUCUGGGUCAGAAGACUGCAAACUGUUCAACCAGUUUAGCUUCAAAACACGUUUUAGGCAAAAUUUCCUGGGGUGAAAGGGUUAAAGAAUAAGUUGAAGAAGAAUUUAAAGGUGGAUCAAAGCAUUUUGUUACAUGGAUAUUGUUGGGAGAAAAUUGAUUUCAGUCAUCCCUGGAACUUAAGGGUUAAAUGAUCACAUCCAAGCCUUUGUUUGUGUAAUAUUAUUUUCAAACCGUUCAAUGCAUUUCUCUUCCCAGCUACUGUAUGUCUGAUUUCUUAUGUUCGGUUUACGGAAUACAACUAACACCAAAUCACCUGCCAGAGAGACCAGAGGGAGACUUCUGUGCUGUGGUUAAUGCACCGGAAAACAGCAGGUUGUCACAACAGGAUACCCGACCAAGAGGUGGGAGACGGCCAGUGGAAGAUAAUGGACCUUUUGCCUCAAGGGAUUAUCGCUAUUCUAAUGGAGGUGCCAGCAAUCAAGGUACACAAGACUGAUUACUAUUAUUAUUCAGGAUUUCUGAGCAACAAGAGUCAGUCCAGCAUAGCACGUUUAUAAUAUAGAAACUCUAUUCUGUUAAUGGCAGAACUAAUGUAACAGUGCCUUGCCUUGCAUCUUACAGAAACAAGUCAAAAAGUUGGUUUUAUUAACUCAGAUGAUCAAACCAACUUUUUUGUGUUGCUUCCCUUCCAAGACAGCAGCUUAGGUGUAUACGCUAGAUUAUAAAAUAACUAAGAUGGUGCGUGCAUUCUGACUGGUUAAAAACCGGUGGUUUAUUGUGCCAGUAAACUCAUAGAAAACUUAAAGUUAUUUUAUAAAAGCCAUAGACCACACUUUCUAUGGGUUUACCGGCGUGAUAACCCUCUUGGGAUGUUGGGAGAACACUCGAAAAGCUUGUGCGAUUGAUUUACAAGCUUUUCGAGUGUUCUCCCAACAUCCUGCGUGGGUAUCAAGCCGGUAAACCCAUAGAAAGUGUGGUCUAUUGCUUAAUUACAUUUUGAGCCUCAUUUUUCUGGUGUUGUUUAAAAAAAUGUGUAGGACAGAACCUGAACAUUUGAAGGGGUUUCUGUAUUCGUAUAGACUGCAUGUUUGGAUCAAUUUGACAAAAGAAAAUUAUGUUACAACUAAUAAAUUUAUACUAUUUACCUUAUUGUGAAAGGUUUGAACCCAGUAGUCAUUUCAUGACAAAAUGUCAGUCAACUAUCAGUCACUGUCAACAAUGGUCCAGUUGGGGACUAGAUUCCCCCAGAUGAUCAUGCUUAGCCUACUUAUUUAUCUUGUUAUACGGUAAAAUUCCAGAAAUAAGCCCAGGGGCUUAUAUUUUUCAAAGGCCCUUUUUGACGGGCUUAUUUUUGGAGGGGCGUAUAUAAUAUUUCGGAGGGGCUUAUCUAUGGAGGGAAAUUUGCGUUUCAAAAACGAUUGGGCUAGCCUUAUAGUUGGAAGUAAAUUUACCGUUUUCGCUUUGUUUUACUUUGUAUUUGAGGGCAGUUUUCAAGUACAAGCCCCCUGGGGGGCUUAUAUUUGGAGGGGCGAUUUAACGGAGGGUUUUUUGCAUAACGAGUUUGGGGGGCUUAUAUUUGGAAAGGCUUAUACAUGAAGGGGCUUAUUUUCGAAAUUUUACAGUAUUUUUCAAUUUCCAUGGAAUGCUCAACAGGGACCUACACUCGUUCGGGACCCACAUAUGAUGAACAGAGUCUCUAUGAUGAUGACGAUGAUGAUGAUGAUAACAGAAAAUAUGGUAGACAUCCACCACCACAGGCAGCAGCUGCUGCUUGGAACUUCCAACCACAAGCUUCUCGGCCUCCACCACCAUCAUCAGGACUUAACAUGGGUAGGGGACGUGGAAGAGGGCGGGGUCUUCAAUCCAGUCAGCCUCUUCGGAGACCAAAUCUUCCUGGCAUGGCAAGAGGUACUGCUGCUGCUGCUGCUGCUGCCAGUCAAGGUGAGACAACAGCAGGCAUGUUCGGUCACCAUUGAAGUAGUUGAAGCUUCACCAGUGCCUGCUUAAUAGAGCUUUCUGCUAAAUAUGGGUUUGUUCUACUUAAAACAUGGUGAGAAAUGUUUGAAACAUACUGAGCUAUGAAUAUAGAGAUGAUGCAAUAGUUUUGUUUAUUGCGGUGGAACCUUGAGAACAAAACAGAGACUAAUCCCCCCACCCAGUCACCAGUGUCUGCAUUUCCUUACAGGAAUGGCUGCUUAAAGAAAUGUAUAAAUUAAUUCAGAGUUGUUAUUUCUUUAAGUAACGGUAGUAAUGCUUGCUUUUUUACCUCAACUUCAUUGCAUUUUUUUUAUCCACAGAUCCAUCUUGGAGCAGCAUCGCUGCCUCUGAAAAUGCACCACCUUCCACAGACAGCAUUCCAGCAUGGGCAAGGGCAGGACAACAGCCACUCCCUGGUGGACGAGGGGCAUUAAGAGCCCCUGUCACCAAACCAAAAGUCUAUGCUGGAGCGAUGAAUCCCCCCGCCCCAGGACACGCCCCUAUGCCCCCACCUGCUUGGCAGCAGCAGCUAGCCUGGCAGGGAGGAGGACGAGGCAUAACAUCCCGGAUUAAUUCUUUAAAUAUUAAUGGCUAACAGUGCAUUUCAGGACCUUUCUGUCAUUUCAUGAAGUCUUGAUUUAAUUUUUCAUAUUUAUUAACUUUUUGGCCUCUAGACAUAUCUGUGAAUACAUGAAACUAGUUUGUUGUGACUAUUCAAAUAGAGGUUUCUUGAAGGGCUUUUACAAAAUUACUGAAGCAUAUAUUUAACGACUUGUGACAUUCACAAUCUGUAGAACGUUACUUUCUAAUGGUAGUGUUUUUAUUUUAGUAUGAAGUUUUAAGUUUCCUUGACUUAUGGUUUCAUGAAGAUGAUGAUGAUCAUAGUGGUAGUGUUGAUGAUGAUGAUGAUGAUGAUGGUGAUGAUGAUGAUGAUGAUGAUGAUAGUGGUGGUAGUGGUGGUGGUGAUGACGAUGACGACGAUGAUGAAAGUGAUGAUGAUGAUAGUGGUAGUGUUGAUGAUGAUGACGAUGUUGAUGAUGAUGAUGAUGGUGAUGAUGAUGAUGAUGAUAGUGGUGGUAGUGGUGGUGGUGAUGACGAUGACGAUGAAAAUGAUGAUGAUGAUGAUGAU
Molecule: messenger RNA, 10656 nt
Organism: Porites lobata
Lineage: Eukaryota; Metazoa; Cnidaria; Anthozoa; Scleractinia; Poritidae
Source: the annotation of a GenBank genome assembly